Messenger RNA from Chenopodium quinoa (quinoa), 735 nucleotides. RefSeq lists its product as uncharacterized. NCBI's taxonomy places the organism in Eukaryota, Viridiplantae, Streptophyta, Magnoliopsida, Caryophyllales, Amaranthaceae. Bases 1 to 735 code for a protein of 244 amino acids. The record is from RefSeq and is a predicted model, not a curated record. The transcript is spliced from 2 exons.
AUGAGAAUUGCAAACUGGGAGGUGGGUAGAAUACUGAUAGACGGAGGCAGCUCAGCCAACAUCAUAUACAUCAGUGCGUUCAUUGAGCUAAAGUUGAACAGAAAAGACCUGAAGAGAGUAAACUAUGAGGUCACCGGGUUUAAUGGCUCGGGGCUUACCCCAAAAGGCAUAAUCGAAAUCUCAGUCUGGGUAGGAGAGAGGUCAAAAAGACGUGAUGUCCGAGCAGAAUUUCUCGUGAUAAACUCCCCUUCACCCUACAAUGGAAUCAUGGGAAGGCCGCUCAUCCACAAGAUAGGCGGGGUGGUAUCCACUUACCACCUGGCCAUGGCGUACACAACUAAUGAGGAUGAAAUGCCCGGAAUUGACCCAACAGUCAUGGUGCAUAAGCUGAAUGUGAAUGAGGAUAUUAGGCCAGUCAGGCAGAAAAAGCGAAGCUUCUCCACGGAGAAAAACCGGGCAAUCCAAGAAGAGGUGGAAAAACUCUUGGAAGCAAGAUUUAUUGAACUCUGUGACUAUCCUAAAUGGUUAGCCAACGUGGUCAUGGUGAAGAAGGCAAAUGGGCAAUGGAAAAUGUGUGUUGAUUUCACAGACCUUAAUAAAGCCUGCCCGAAGGACUGUUACCCACUUCCACAGAUAGAUCAACUAGUAGACUCAAUUAGUGGGCACGCCCUUCUAAGCAUUAUGGACGCCUUCUCAAGGUACCAUCAGAUCAGCCUGCACGAGCCAGACAGGUAG